AUGGCCCGAACUUCCUUUCUCACUGUGUCGCUCGGCAUCGUCGCAGCAACCUGGCUCACGCUAGUUCGUGGACUAGCCAUCGCCAAUACGGAUCCCAGCGAUACUGCUCCUCCUCUGCCUACCCCUACCAUUUGGAACUGUUUCUAUGACUCGGCCAUUUGCGACCUGGAGACUGUAAUUCUGUUCCGUGUCGAUGAUAGUGGACGUAUGACUGACCUUCUCUUAGGCCCUGAAAACUAUACGUGCUGUGGACCAGUGCUCGUACCUGAAGGCGGAAGAUGUGUCUACCUUCCCGCAGGAUGGGCAUGCGCACUCUCCAGCGACGGAACGGCGACCGAAGUCGUCAAGCAAUGA
This is a messenger RNA of Coprinopsis cinerea okayama7#130, 354 nucleotides long. RefSeq lists its product as hypothetical. Bases 1 to 354 code for a protein of 117 amino acids. The transcript has 6 exons. The record is from RefSeq and is a predicted model, not a curated record. NCBI's taxonomy places the organism in Eukaryota, Fungi, Basidiomycota, Agaricomycetes, Agaricales, Psathyrellaceae.